Messenger RNA from Acaulospora colombiana, 252 nucleotides. The record is from the annotation of a GenBank genome assembly. Lineage: Eukaryota; Fungi; Glomeromycota; Glomeromycetes; Diversisporales; Acaulosporaceae.
ACCGCUAGUGAGGGAUCCAGUCGAAUGGCGGUCUUCAUCGAAAUAUGCAAUAUCCUGGCGCAGAAUGGCGCGGAACGAGAGUUGACGGAGACGCCAGGCAAGGUCCGCAGCGGUGCGCAUAAACAUGGACAGUUGGAUGUUGAUACUGAUGGCAGCGCCGAUGGCAAUGAGGAAGAACCAAAGGGCAGAGCGAUCACCCUUAACUCGAAGCUCAUGACCAGUGGAUUGGAAAGCCUCCAUAGUAUGGCCUAG